AUGCGCAUGGCUUUAUUAUCAAAGAACAAGUUGAAGUUCGUUGAUGGAUCAAUUGCCAUACCCAGUCCAAAUGAUAGGAAUUAUGAAUCUUGGGAGAGAUGUAAUAAUAUGGUGAUUUCUUGGCUUUAUAGAGCUUUAACUCCAUCAAUUGCACAAAGUGUAAGUUUUCUUAACUUUGCUGUAGAUAUUUGGGAAAACCUUAGAGAAAGAUUUUCUCAAGGUGAUGCUGAUAGAAUUGCUGAUUUGCAGUAUGAGAUCUGUUCUUUGAAACAGAACAAUAUGUCUAUUUCUGAAUAUUAUACCAAUUUGAAGAUUCUUUGGGAUGAGUUUAUAAAUUUUAGACCUAUUCCUAGUUGUUCCUGUACUCCAAAAUGUGAAUGUGGUGGAUAUGAUUUGAUUAAGAAAUACCAGGACAAUGACUAUGUGAUCAGAUUUAUUAAGGGUUUGAAUGAUAAUUUUGAAACUGUCAGAUCUCAUAUUUUGCUAUUGGAGCCAUUACCUCCAAUAAACAAAGCUUUCUCAAUGGCUUUGAGACAUGAAAGACAACAAGGAUUACUUACUGAUUCUACAGAAGUUAAUGCCUUUGCUGCUUCCAGUUCUAAUCCUGAUCACAGUGCUUAUUAUAGCAAAAUGAAUUCUAAUUCUCAAAGGAAAUUUUUCCAUAAGAAGCCAAUGUUGUGCUCUCAUUGUGGACUCACAAAUCACACUGUGGAUAGGUGUUACAGAAAACAUGGAUUCCCACCAGGUUUUUUGUCUAAGUAUAAAACAAACACUCCUGGCUAUGCCAAUCAAGUUGAUUCUAACUUGACUGAUGAUUCUCAUGAAGACUAUGAUCAUUCAAAUGAGGUUGUUCCUCUUUCUUCUGCUAAUUCUGGGCAGUGGAACCACAAGAAUGCUGCUGCUCCUUCUUUCAAUACUUCAAAUGUUGCUGCUCCAUCAUCAAACUUCCCUUUUACUCCAGAACACUGCUCACAGCUUAUAGCACUUUUACAACAGAAGAAUGAUACAUCUGUCAAUUCCCAACAUGUUUCAAGUCAUCAUAAUGCUCAUGUGAAUACUGCUGCUGCUAAAUUCUCAUCUCAACCAAGUUAUUCAGGUAUGACUCAUACCUGUUUAUUAUCUACAAAGUUUACUCAAACUGAUUGGUUGGUUGAUUUUGGAGCUACAAACCAUAUAGUAUGCUCUUUGGACUAUUUUGAUGACUAUAGACCUAUUAGUGGUGUGUUCAUAAACCUUCCUAAUAAUAAACAUGUUCGAGUAACUCAUAUUGGAACUGUCACAGUUUUCUCAAAACUCAUUCUUAAAAAUGCUCUUUUUAAAAUCCAUACUUGGAAGAAGAUUGGCUUAGCUAAGAAAAAGGCUGGCCUCCAUCAUCUAGCUCCUAUUUUUGCAGAUAGUGAUGCUAAUUCUAAAUCUGUAAAAUCUUGUUUUUCCACUUCUGUAUCUAGUAUUGAUUCAAAUACUAUAUGGCAUUAUAGACUUGGCCAUUUGUCUAAUUCUAGAAUAAAGAUUUUACAUUUUAUAAAUCCUUCCAUUCAAUAUUCUGCAAAUAUUUCAAACUGUGACAUUUGCCAUUUCUCAAAGUAA
This is a messenger RNA of Mercurialis annua (annual mercury), 1587 nucleotides long. RefSeq lists its product as uncharacterized. The record is from RefSeq and is a predicted model, not a curated record. The transcript is spliced from 2 exons. Lineage: Eukaryota; Viridiplantae; Streptophyta; Magnoliopsida; Malpighiales; Euphorbiaceae. The coding region runs from base 1 to 1587 and encodes 528 amino acids.